Molecule: messenger RNA, 3411 nt
Organism: Symbiodinium pilosum
Lineage: Eukaryota; Dinophyceae; Suessiales; Symbiodiniaceae
Source: the annotation of a GenBank genome assembly
AUGGGUCACAACCACCAAAGGCUUGAGCCACCUCGAAGUGACAUCCACUUCAUUUCCAGCCUCACGGGCAAGGAGGUGACCAAAGAAAUCUGCGAUCCCAACUACUGGGUGGGCCCUUCGCUCAUUUGUGCCAGUGGUGCUGACAUUGUACUCGUGUUAGAAGCCAGCCGCAGGGCCUUUACCCCAGAGUUUGCACAGCCACAUUCAUGGCUGAGGCCACGACGAGCCCAAGCCAAUGCUCUUCGUGCAAGGCAUGGCAGAGCUUCGCAGACUCAAUUGCGAGGCUGGCACAAGCUGCGCCCCGGGGCGAAGGAUCAUCACGGACUGGAAAAGUUGGAGUGGCUGACCAGUCUCCAGCCUGGAAGAGACGAUGUGGAGAGCAUGCUCAUUUGCUCGCGUGCACUGGGUGUGGCCUUCUCUCGGCCAUCUGAGCUGAAGCCGCAGCCGCUCCCGUGGCUUGGCCAGAAGGUUGGCACAACUGCGGACGUCUCCACCUUCGAGACAACUGAGUCCGUGGUGGACAUGAACAGCCAAGCGAUGCAGCUCUUUCAGCAGCAUCGCCACUUGUCUAUGCCAGGUCUUAGCAGAGAGUUUAAGUUGCGUUUCCUGCUGAGACUGAACUCAAGAGAAGUUGCCUGCCAUGUAGGUGUCUUCGAGCGUGUUGUCCUGCCUGGAGCAAGCCACUUGCUUCUCGCUGCAGCAGCGCAUGUGCGGCUGGCAGAGGGCACUGGACAGAGCUUUGCGGCUGUAGAGCUCUCUGAUGCCAUCUUCCAAGUGCCGUUUCUGAUUUCUGAUGAAGGGACAAUGCGAGUCCGCUGCGCGGCGUCUUCAGAGAAUACGGAAGUGGCCAGCGUUCAGGUGGACGAUGGCACAGCGACGGAAGCAACAGUGCAUGCACGAUUUGGAACCACUCAUCUCAUCCCGUUCCUCGAGCGCCAGUCAGGCAGGCUCUCAGAAUGGCAGAAGCUCUGCGAGGCAGACAAACAAGCAGAGCAAGACGUCGGUCAGCUCUACUCUUCAUUUUCCGAGCGCGGCUUGAGCUACGGCACCUCUUUUCAAACUCUGAGCAGCACAGCGUGCUUCUCAGACCUUGGUGCCCUAGCCAAGCUACAGGAUCCAUGCAAGGCCGAGUCUGCAGCCGUGUGGGAGAAGUCCCUGCAGCUGUUGCAUCCGGCUCAAUUGGAUGGAGCUCUGCAGCUUCUCGUGGAGCUGGCAGCUCGACAAGGUGAAAAGGCCACCUAUCUGCCUUUCGCGGUGCGACGGACGAUGAUUGCGGCACAGUGCCCAGCUGGAGACCUGUGGGCUGGAGUUCGAGUUCAGGAGCGCUCGGAGGCUUCCAUGGUGGCAGACAUUGAGAUCUUCAAUUCUGAUGGACAGCUGGCCGCGCGCUUGGAAGGUGCCAGCUGCCGCCGAGCCGACCCCUCUGCUACCCAAGAGCGCGAUGGGUCUGAUGAUUGCCUGUACGAUAUUGACUGGAAGGACGCUGCGGUGGUUGGUGAUUCGGAGGAAGCAAGCAAGAUGACUCUGCAGGGUCCCAUCCUUGUGGUGUGCCCCGCAGGUGUGGUCACAGAUGUCGAUGAAGCGAUCUCUUCUAUCAAGGCUGCACUGCAAUUCCCUCUUCCUUGGGUAGCUUUGCACGGCUUUGAGGCUCGCGUCUGCUUUCAGGCUGGAGGUCCCGCGACGGUUGCCCUGGAUGGUUCCGGAGAGCAGCUGGAUGCCCUGGAUGCCGCGCUGCGACUCCUACAGGCUGCUGUGGCAGCGGCCCAACCGCCCCACAUUCUGCUUGUGACAGGUGGCACCCAGCCACCUGAGAUGACAGACAAAAAUCGACACGAUCCAGAACACGCAGGCCUGUGGGGCUUGGCAAGGUCCGCACGAAUGGAAACAGCCGACCUGCGUGUGACCUGCGUAGAUCUCAAUGGAAAGGAUUGGGAGAAGCAAGCCAGUGAAGGGACCUUGGCUUUCUGGGCUGCCAUUGAGGGUGACCUCGCGCAAAGAUCCUCUGCGAUGGUGGCCCGGCUGGCGCGAAGUGCCUUGAAAGCGCAAAGGACAAAGAGGCCGGUUGUGGAUGAGGGGGAGGUAGAAGUGCGCGUGGAGGCUAUCGGAUUGAACUUUCGCGAUGUGCUGAACGUGGUGAACCUGAACGUCAGCGGCAAGGAUAAAGGACUUCGAUGUGGUGAUGAUGCCUUUGGCAUUGUUUGGGGUUGCCUGAAGACAUAUGUACGCGUCUCAGUAAAGUCGCUGCGUGCCAAGACUCCGUGGCAGCUCCUGGUGCCGCGGCCGAGUACUUGGUCACCAGCAGCUGCCGCAGCCCUGCCAACAGUGUACACCACCGUGGACGUGGCUUUCGCAGAGCUGGCCAAGUUGAAGAAGGGUGAGAAGGUGCUCAUCCAUGCUGCAACCGGUGGAGUUGGACUGGUUGCUGUCCAGUAUGCGCAGCGUCUUGGUGCGGAGGUCUAUGCCACGGCUGGUAGGGAUGAGAAGCGGCAGUUCUUGCGAGACCUGGGUGUCAAGUUCAUCACCUCAUCCAGAAAUGGAGAGGAGUUCGAGACAGAGAUGAAAGGUUUCCUCAAGGGCUCUGAUGGCAUCCACGUGGUUCUCAACUCCCUCAGUCACGAUAACUUCAUCGGCCGCAGCCUGGGCCUGCUGGCAAAGGGUGGCCGCUUCGUGGAGAUCGGAAAGCGUGACGUCUGGAGUGUGGACCAGGUGAAGAAAUUCCGUGCGGACGUGAAAUACAACCUUCUUGCCAUCGAUGGGGUCUGCGAGAACGAGCCGGACCGGUAUCAGGGCCUGCUCAAAAGGCUCGAAAAGGAUCUGCGAGGUUCCUGGAAGCCGCUUCCUGCCCAGGAGUUCGAGGGUUUGGAAAAAGGCAUCGAAUCCUUGCAAUUCCUGCAAAGAGCACAGCACAUCGGCAAAGUGGUCUUGACGGUCCCCGGCCGGAUGAAGCUGUCCCCAGAUGCGAGCUACGUGCUCUCCGGGGGCAUGGGUGCACUUGGGCUGGUCACGGCCCAAGCGCUUGCAGAGGAGGGUGCGAAGAGUUUGCUUCUCCUUUCUCGCAGCGGUCGUCCUGGAGCUGAAGUGGAGCAGCAGUGGAAAUGGCUUCAGCAAUCCAGCCUGCAAGCGUGUGCGCUGGCUUGCGACGUUGCUUCCCAAGCUGGUGCGAUGGAGCUCAAGAAGCGUUUCAAAUCUGCGGAGCCCACUGGCAAGGGCAAGAAGCCCGUGCGUGGCUUGCUCCACCUGGCCGGGGUGUUGGACGAUGCUAUGCUACCGCAGCUGACUCGUCAGAACCUUGAGAGGGCAUAUGGGGCAAAGGUCACGGGCGCAAAGCAUCUUGGAUGGUUAGAGCAUCCUCAGAACAGAUCUGAUUUCUCGUUUUUUUCAAAGAGCUCUGUAGAGGAUUGUGGGAACUAA